AUGUCUAUGGCGUCUUCAUAUGCCAACUCGCAGCACGUUCAGGGCCACGACUAUCGAUCUCGCAUCGCCUCAGAUGUGGCCAUCCCGUCGAUCGAAGAUGUCGGUCACUUUUGUGUCAAGCGAGAAAAGGUCGAAUCUGCUCGCCCACCACGGGUGAAGCAGGAAGUGGAGGACGAUUUCGAGGGUGAGAACUGGCUGGACGCAGAUGAAGAUGUCCUUCGCGGUCGACUUCGCAAGCGAGGCCUGAAACUGGAUGAGGUCCCGCUGUUUUGA
Messenger RNA from Cladophialophora immunda, 273 nucleotides. RefSeq lists its product as uncharacterized. Bases 1 to 273 code for a protein of 90 amino acids. The transcript has a single exon. NCBI's taxonomy places the organism in Eukaryota, Fungi, Ascomycota, Eurotiomycetes, Chaetothyriales, Herpotrichiellaceae. The record is from RefSeq and is a predicted model, not a curated record.